AGAAAGAAGCUCUGGUUGAACCAGGGUUGACUUUUUACGACGCCGUUUACAGGCGUUGGUCAGGCCUUAUGCCGUCUAUCUAAAAUCGAUUGAUCUCCUGAGAAGGAACAGAAGAGAAGAGAAACAAAAAGAAGACUAUCGAAAAAGGAAAGGAAAAUGGCAGGAAGACUGAGCGGUGUGGCCUCACGAAUCAUGGGCGGAAACGGCGUCGUUGCCCGAUCUGGCGCCUCUUCUCUCCGCCAACGCGCCGGCAUGGGUCUCCCCGUCGGCAAACACAUCGUCCCCGACAAGCCGCUUUCGGUUAACGACGAGCUGAUGUGGGACAACGGGACUGCGUUCCCAGAGCCUUGCAUUGAUCGAAUCGCUGAUACUGUUGGGAAGUAUGAAGCAUUGGGAUGGUUGUGUGGCGGUCUAGGGUUCUUUGCGACUCUAGGUCUCCUCGCUGUUGUCAACGAUAAAGCUUCAAAGGUUCCCUUUACACCACGAGUGUAUCCGUAUGACAACCUGAGAGUGGAGCUUGGAGGAGAGCCAUAGAGACACUAUCAAGUGAUCUGCUCAUCUAAACUCUAAGCGUGUUUUCUUCACUGCUUUCUUCUUCAAAAUCUUUUCAUUUCCUGCUCAGAACUUGGUGACAAAAGAAUAAAUAGACCCUUUUCAUUGUCUGUUGUCUAUGUAAUUAACAGUGACCUUUUGGGUGUAUUCAUAAGAGAAGACAUGUACUUUUCAGUCAAUCUAAACUUGUGUUUGGUUGUGUA
Molecule: messenger RNA, 755 nt
Organism: Brassica rapa (field mustard)
Lineage: Eukaryota; Viridiplantae; Streptophyta; Magnoliopsida; Brassicales; Brassicaceae
Product: NADH dehydrogenase [ubiquinone] 1 beta subcomplex subunit 8, mitochondrial
Source: RefSeq, a predicted model, not a curated record